Molecule: messenger RNA, 2419 nt
Organism: Megalobrama amblycephala (Wuchang bream)
Lineage: Eukaryota; Metazoa; Chordata; Actinopteri; Cypriniformes; Xenocyprididae
Gene: rab18a
Product: RAB18A, member RAS oncogene family
Exons: 7
Coding region: 132-749 (205 amino acids)
Molecular function (GO): GTPase activity; GTP binding
Source: RefSeq, a predicted model, not a curated record
UACCACCAUCGAGAGAUUUUACCGAAGAAGAGAGAAACGUUUAGCCACCGAAUAAUAGUUUCCCCCUUCCAUUUUAUUAUUUUAUUUACAUCGACAGUAUUUUUAGCACACGGUGGCAUUUCCCGGUAAAGAUGAAUGAGGAUAUUUUGACCACUCUGAAAAUACUGAUCAUUGGAGAAAGCGGAGUGGGCAAAUCCAGUCUUCUUUUGAGAUUUACAGAUGAUACAUUUGAUCCAGAAAUUGGUGCAACAAUUGGUGUUGAUUUCAAGGUGAAAACCCUGGCUGUGGAUGGAAACAGAGCAAAGCUCGCAAUCUGGGACACAGCAGGUCAGGAACGUUUUCGAACUUUAACACCCAGUUACUACAGAGGAGCUCAGGGUGUCAUUCUGGUAUAUGAUGUCACUAGGCGAGAGACUUUUGCUAAACUGGAUAAUUGGUUGAAUGAGCUGGACACGUACUGUACAAGAAAUGACCUUGUCAAGAUGCUUGUGGGAAACAAAAUCGAUAAGGAAGACCGUGAGCUAGAGCGAGACGAGGGUCUGAAGUUCGCUAGAAAACAUUCAAUGCUUUUCAUAGAGGCUAGUGCUAAGACGAGGGAUGGUGUUCAAUGUGCAUUUGAGGAGCUGGUGGAGAAAAUCCUGCAGACUCCUGGCUUGUGGGAGAGCGUGCACAAGACAAGAGGAGUUGCCCUGUCUGAACUCUCUCAAACUGGUCAAGGAGGCUGUGGGGCAUAUUGCUCACUUCUCUAACCCACAAACUGGUGUUUAAACAGUGCAGGUUAGAUUAGUUAAUUCAUACACCUACACAGGAUACAUACACCUCUCUGGUCUAUGUACCUAUGCAAGUACACAAGCAAAGCUGCCAUAAGAGCACAGUCAUAUCACAUGCUUAAAGCAUUGAUCAUUUAACAGAGCUGACACAUAAAAGGAGGACACAUACCUUUGGCCUUUUUUCCCCUUUUUUUUUUUUAGGGAUGAAAUUAAUUUAAAGAACUCUAUUGACGGCAUGCUCAUCGUUUGUAUUCAGGAGGGGGAUAAAAAAAAAAAAAAAGCUUGAUUACUCCAUUAUACCUCAGAUCAGUUUGCUAUUUGGUUUGUAUAUUUCUCGUAAUGUUUUACUUUGUUUUGUCCCAGUGCCUGUGUUUCUUAUUUAGUGAGAGGUAAACACUCAUCAGUCUAACUCGACCUUUCAAACUGCUGGAAUGAGACCUCAGUAGAACACAGAUUUCCAUCAUCAUGCCCUCGCUUGAUGUCUGCAACGUGCGGAACACAAUUCUGUCUUUAUCUGUCCAUCUUUGGAUUCCACUUUUUCCUAUACUGUCAGUCACAAUUUAUCUGUCUUCAAUUCAGUUCUAUCAGUUUUGUCUCGGUUUCUCCACAUCCCUCAGUCUCUACAGAAUAAUAGAGCUACCAUGGUUUUGGAUCUGUGUUUUACUACUUUUAUUGACUUGGACCGCCCACUUAAAAACAUGUUUUUGAAGGGUUUAUAAAUCAAAAGAUUGGCACAAUGAAUCACUAUUUUACACAUAAAAAGAGGGUCAAAAAUAACUAGAAUAGAGAAGAAUCGAUGGAAAAGGUUCAUUUCUUUCUGUUCGCCUGCAUGGGCUCAUGGACAGUGUAACACUUACUGUCCUGACAUGUCUGUCCAUCUCAGAGAAAGGAAAAAAUGUUUAAAAAUCCUUUGAGUGAGUCAUUAGGGUGUGACUAUAGAUGACGGGUUUUUACACACACAGAAAUGGAACAAAAGAACAAAUUUAGAAAUAAUAAAUGUUCCCCCAAAAAAUGUAUGACACUUAAUAGAGAUGCCAAAUGAAUAUUUCCAUUCUCCUGAUUUAAUCUGGACUAUUCGAUCUGGACUAUUUAGUCUGUUCUGUUUGUUUUAGAGAAACAUCCAGGGGGUCCCAGAUGUCUAGUCUUGUAUUCUUUGCUUAAAAGCUGGGUGGUAAAGUCCUUAGUUUCAGAAAGUGUGUGGCACAUGUGGAAGGAAACGCUGGGCUUGUAUGUACACUCACAGAGAAUUUCUCAUUUUGAGCAUUUAUGCAUUCCUUUUCACUUGUUUUGAAAACGAGAUUAUUAGAAGAUUUGUAUAUGUAUAUAGUUUUCAGUUGCAUGCAAUGAUGUCUCCUGUGCGUUUUAGGUCAAUUAUAUUUAAUUGUGUAUUUUUUUAACCAUUCACUACAUAUCAAAAUCAUAUCAUAUGAGUUAAUCGGCAUUGGUUUGAGGACUUUAAUUUUGAAUUCUUUAAAUAAUCACGUUUCUGUUUUAUAGGUAUUUGUAUGUAAGUUAUUGCUAUUCCGCACUAAUUCCAAAAACUAUAAAACAAGAAUGCAUUUACGCAAUAUUGCAUACUGUUAUUGCACAUUAAUUGCUGUAUGUAAAUAUUUGCUAAUAAUGCUCAUAAAUACAUUGUAUAAUCUUCA